AAACAAUUCCAGUGCUCCCAGCAGCCUUAGCACAAGAAACGAACAUGGUCUAGACUGAAGUGCCAACCAAAUCCUUUCCUUUGAAAUUAUCAACAACACGACCAUGGAUUCAAGCACUGCACACAGUCCAGUGUUUCUGGUAUUUCCUCCAGAAAUCAGUGGUCCAGAAGAUGAGUCAACAGACUUUUCAGCCAUGACCUUUUCAACUCAAAGCCCCUUGCAAAAAUUAUUUGCUACAAAAAUGAAAGUCUUAGGGACUAUCCAGAUCCUGUUUGGAAUUAUGACCUUUUCUUUUGGAGUUAUCUUCCUUUUCACCUUGGUAAAACCAUAUCCAAGGUUUCCCUUUAUAUUUCUUUCAGGAUAUCCAUUCUGGGGCUCUGUUUUGUUCAUUAAUUCUGGAGCCUUCCUAAUUGCACUGAAAAGGAAAACCACAGAAACUCUGAUAAUACUGAGCCGAAUCAUGAAUUUACUUAGUGCCCUGGGAGCAACAGCUGGAAUCAUUCUCCUCACAUUUGGUUUAAUCCUAGAUCAAAACUACAUUUGUGGCUAUUCUCACCAAAAUAGUCAGUGUAAAGCCAUUACUGUCCUAUUCAUGGGAAUUUUGAUUACAUUGAUGACUUUCAGCAUUAUUGAAUUAUUCAUUUCUCUGCCUUUCUCAAUUUUGGGGUGCCACUCAGAUGACUGCGAUUGUGAUCAAUGUUGUUGACUAGCACUACGGGAAUAAAGAUGUGUCAUAAUA
Saimiri boliviensis boliviensis (Bolivian squirrel monkey) is the source of this 739-nucleotide messenger RNA. RefSeq names its product membrane spanning 4-domains A5 (gene MS4A5). Gene Ontology annotation, cellular component: plasma membrane. The record is from RefSeq and is a predicted model, not a curated record. NCBI's taxonomy places the organism in Eukaryota, Metazoa, Chordata, Mammalia, Primates, Cebidae. Gene Ontology annotation, biological process: cell surface receptor signaling pathway.